Molecule: messenger RNA, 1694 nt
Organism: Lolium perenne
Lineage: Eukaryota; Viridiplantae; Streptophyta; Magnoliopsida; Poales; Poaceae
Product: serine/arginine-rich splicing factor RS41
Cellular component (GO): nucleus
Molecular function (GO): mRNA binding
Source: RefSeq, a predicted model, not a curated record
AGUUGGCUGUUUAGCAGUUUAAUUUGCCACUGCACGUAUUUGGUGGUCUCGGUCUCAGUUUUCAGUUCAUUAACACACCAAACUCUUCUAAGAAAACAAUUUGCCACUGCUAUUUUUUUUACAAAAGAGUAGACUGCUAUGUACUAAAUAAAGGUAUAUGACGUGCACAACACAUGAUCUCUCUCUAUAUCUUCCAAGUAAGUGCUCAGUUGAUUUUAACAAGAUUGGGUGGAUGUCAAGUGGAAUCAGCUGUCCUUGUUGCGGCAAAGACUGCUAUCUUCUCCUCAACCAUCCCUGGUGUAGGAUGCUGCAGCCCAUGAGAAGGAAUAUCAUGCAGCAUCUGUGCUCCUCCUGGUUGAUGGACUAGGCUCUUCCUUUCCUGCCUGAGCCCCCGCCUCAUGCCCUGUCCAUUUCCAGGAGUUCACAGUCCACCAUGGCAUCUGUUCACUUGGAAACGACCACCUCGUGACUGAUGUCUUACCUUUACAUCAACGUUGCACCUUCCUCCCCCGCCUGAUUACAAUCUCCCACGUCAAUCCAACCAUGCCAAUCUCAUGGCCGGCUGGAGAAGAGUGGAGGUUGCACCAGCACCACCACCUCUGAACCAUGAACGUUUGGAUUAUUGUACUGUGACAUCACUUAGUGCAACAUACACAAGGAUUUGCGUUUGUCUACAUGGAAGAUGAACGUGAUGCUGAAGAUGCUAUCCAUAAACUUGACAGAUAUGACUUUGGCAGAAAAGGGAGGAGACUUAGGGUUGAGUGGACAAAGGAGGAUCGCAGUGGUGGUCGAAAAGGGAAUGGGAAGAGAUCUCCAAGCAGUGUGAAACCAACCAAAACCUUGUUUGUGAUCAACUUUGACCCAAUCAACACAAGAACAAGAGAUCUGGAGAAGCACUUUGAUCAGUAUGGCAAGAUUGCAAAUAUCAGAAUCAGAAGGAACUUUGCCUUUGUCCAGUAUGAAUCACAGGAGGAUGCUACUAAAGCACUGGACGGUACUAAUGGAAGCACUGUGAUGGACAGGGUCAUUUCUGUUGAGUAUGCACUCCGUGAUGAUGAUGAAAAAAGGAAUGGAUACAGUCCAGAUAGGAGAGGUGGGCGUGAUAGAUCUCCAGACAGGCGGGACAAUCGUGGUCGUUCUGCAAGUCCUUAUGGCAGAGGGCGGGAAAGGGGCAGCCCAGACUAUGGUAGGGGCAGGGAGAGGGGCAGCCCAGACUAUGGCAAGGGUGGUGCCAGAGAUAGUCCUGAUUAUGUCCGUGGUGGAAGCCCCCCAUUCGUGGGCAAAGGUGACGCAAGGGGUAGCCCCAAGUAUGACCGUGAACGCCGCGCAGCUAGCCCUGCCUAUGAAAGGGCCCGCAGCCGCUCACCUGUUGCGAGGGAAGAUAGGGACUGAAAGUGCACCAUGCUUGCACCAAGCUGGGACCUGUGGCUGAGCUGUCCUAGUGAUGCUCAAGUUGGUUACAUUAGGCAGCCAGAAACUUCUGUAAUAUCUCUAUUAGCUAGCUCUCGACCUGAACAUCUUGUCGAUUUGAUUUGAACUGUGAUGUUAGCGUAAGUCUUUUCCCCUUCCGAUGCAAAGGGAUUCUUCCAGUAAAAACCUUGGGGAGCGAUGAAACUUAUCGUGUAUUGACUGGCAGUAUGGUUGUAGGCUUUGUACCUUCGCAUUGCUAAUGAAAUUUCGCUGGUUCUGCCAUA